Molecule: messenger RNA, 1137 nt
Organism: Linum tenue
Lineage: Eukaryota; Viridiplantae; Streptophyta; Magnoliopsida; Malpighiales; Linaceae
Source: the annotation of a GenBank genome assembly
AUGGCUCAUCAUCACCACCACCAUGCGGCGUCGUCAUCGGAGUGGGAGCACAAGUGCGGCGGCCUGGCGGCGGAGCUGACGGCGGGGAGGGAGGUGGCGAAACAGCUCCAGCUCAUCCUCAGCUUCACCCCCCCGCAGCCCUCGUCAUCGGAGCAGGCGGCGACGAGGGAAGUGCUGGUGCAGAAGAUUCUUGCUUCCUACGAGAACGCGCUUUCCAUGCUCAGUACUCCGAGGAUGAUGCCAGCUCAGCACCACCAUGAUGAUGGGGACAUUGGGACGGUGGUGAUGAUGAAGUCGUCGCCGCCGGGGACCAGGAGCGGGAGUCCCGGGAGCGAGGACUCUGACCACGACCUCUUCAAAGACACCACGUCUUCUAGGAAAAGAAACUGCAGGAAGAGCAUUCCGAGGUGGACGCAUCAGGUGAGAGUGGGCCCAGGGAUGGGCCUCGAAGGCCCACUUGACGACGGCUUCAGCUGGAGAAAAUACGGCCAGAAGGACAUCCUCGGCGCCAAAUACCCUAGAGGGUAUUACAGGUGUACGCUGCGAAACGUGCAAGGCUGCCUGGCCACAAAGCAAGUCCAGAGGUCCGACGACGACUCCACCGUCUUCGAGAUUACGUACAGAGGAAGGCACACCUGCACCCAAUCACAAUCACAAUCACCAUCCACGUCAUCAUCUCCGGCGCCAAAUAACACAGUCCCUCCUCCGCCGUCCGAACCAGCCAUGACGCUGGCGGCGGACGACCGUCAACACGAGCAGCUGCUCCUCAACUUCCGGAAUGGACUCAACGUCGUGGUAACCGACGACGGCUCGGAGUUCGACUGCUCUCCUCCCACCACCGCCACCGCGGCGAGUACUUACGCCGGAAGCUUGUUCUUUCCUCCGCCGCAGGAUGCUACGGUGAUGAUGACGUCAUUUUCAGCUCCGACGAGUUCCACGUACAGUUCUGUCUACCAUCACAGCUUUAGCGGCGCGGCCAGCAGUAGUAGUAAUGAGAACGUUAAUAUUAGCUACGGACGGGAGCAGAGUACAACGGCUGCAGCCGCUCCGCCGGUUGACUUCCCGUUUGGCAAUAUGGACCAUUUGUUUGACGAUCCGACGACGUUCACGUUCGACAACUCCGGCUUCUUUUCCUAG